Molecule: messenger RNA, 1056 nt
Organism: Coprinopsis cinerea okayama7#130
Lineage: Eukaryota; Fungi; Basidiomycota; Agaricomycetes; Agaricales; Psathyrellaceae
Exons: 7
Coding region: 1-1056 (351 amino acids)
Source: RefSeq, a predicted model, not a curated record
AUGUCACUGCGAAACCUCGAUGUCAAGCCAUAUCAACUCGCUCCAGAUGCAGACUAUCCGCUUUUUGUGACGGCGAAGCGCUAUCGGCUCCAGCACGAGGGGUCCGCAAAGGGAAAGGAGCGCGAACAGUUCAAGGCUGAAUCGCUCAGCGCAGACGGGCUUACCCUGAUCGUGCUUCAUUCAACCAGCUUUCACAAGGAAACCUGGGAAGCAACUCUGGAGACUCUCUUCAACGUCAACGCCAGAGGUCGCGGCCCCAACCUGAUCCAAGAGGCCUGGGUUAUUGAAAGCCCCAAUCAUGGCGAAUCUGCUGCCCUGAACGAACAUCAGUUUCUCCAACCGGAAUUUGCGACCGAAUUUGGCUGCCACGGAUACGCAAGAGCUGUUCAUCGUUUUCUCCAACGAGGGCCUGUUCGCUUCUCUAAUCGAAAGUUGGUGGGAGUUGGGCACUCGUUAGGCGCAAAUACCAUAACCUUGCUUCAAGACCUGCUAACCAACGGCGACGGCCUGCGCUUUUCCUCCCUGAUCCUCAUCGAGCCCAUGGUCAGCCCAGAAGGCAUCUCCCAUCUUCGACCACUCCGCGACAUACUCGUCGCUGCCGCCAGAAAACGCCCAGACACCUGGCGAACGCAGGACGACCUACGACGAUAUCUGAAGGGGAGAAAAAGCGCAAGUGGGAAGUGGGAUGAAAGGGUUAUGGACGCCUUUGUGAAAUUUGGAGUUAGGCAGAGACGUGACCAGUCUUGGACGCUGGCUUGCACACGUCAACAGGAAGAGGCGAUGUACCUUGAUACCCGAGGACCUGUAGACCCAAUUCCUGUCCUGGACCGAAUUUCGGUGCAUAUACCCAUCCAUCUGGUUCUGGGAGGGGUCAAAGACUUUAUACCAGCGCAUGUGCACGAAGCUUUAACGAGUCCGACUUCUGCUAGACGGUAUGCCUCUGUGACAACUAUGCCCAACGUCGGUCACUUGAUUGUUCAAGAGCAACCCGACGCACUGGCAACCACAAUCCAAAUAAUUUUGGAACGAGACUCUGCCCAUCGACCAAAGCUUUGA